Messenger RNA from Megalopta genalis, 1526 nucleotides. RefSeq names its product Lipoyltransferase 1 (gene Lipt1). The record is from RefSeq and is a predicted model, not a curated record. Gene Ontology annotation, molecular function: lipoyltransferase activity. NCBI's taxonomy places the organism in Eukaryota, Metazoa, Arthropoda, Insecta, Hymenoptera, Halictidae. Gene Ontology annotation, cellular component: cytoplasm; mitochondrion. Gene Ontology annotation, biological process: protein lipoylation.
CAAGAGAGAAAUCGCACGAGAAUGGCGUUGAUCAAUAAAUUUCUCGUUGCUGUCAGACGCGGAUCGUGUUACUGCAACUACCGCCAGGUGUCCAGGUACUCGACGGGCCCCGACGGCAAGCAGAACGGCGACCUCGACGAAUCGAUUAAGAAGUCAGUAUUUAUAUCGCAAUCCACGGAUGUGUUCACCAAUUUAGCGUUAGAGGAUUGGUUCUAUCGGAACGACGAUUUCACGAAUCAUCACAUGUUGUUGCUCUGGCGCAACGAUCCCUGCGUGGUGAUCGGACGUCAUCAGAACCCAUGGAUCGAGCAUAACGCUCAACUGGCCGAGAAACGUGGCAUCGCGCUUGCGCGACGUAACAGCGGCGGCGGCACCGUCUAUCACGACGCGGGCAACCUGAAUCUGACCUUUUUCACGCCGCGGGACAGAUACAACCGAAAAUACAAUCUGGGCAUCAUAACCAGAGCGCUGUACCGUGAGUGGGGAGUGAAAGCUGACAUUAAUAAACGCGAGGACAUCGUCGUUGAAGGCAAUUACAAAGUAUCCUUUAAUGUGUCUGGUACCGCAGCGAAAUUAGGAAAAUCGAACGCGUAUCAUCACUGCACGCUGCUGGUCAAUGUAAACAAAUCAGCGUUGAGCUUGGCGCUCGAAACGAAUAAGGAUGGCAUAAAAACAAACGCCACUGCAUCUACCCGGUCUCCGGUAAAAAAUUUAAUAGACGUGAAUUCGCACAUAUGCAUGGACAAGCUUAUCAAUGCAAUUGGCUGGGAAUAUCUUCGCACGAAAGCGCUGGCCUUAGAAGAUGGUGGACAAGACUUGAUUCAACAGCAGAAAGGGUUUCAGUACAUCAAUCCGACCGAGGAUUGGUUCCCAGGUCUCGACGAGCUGGUAAGCCAGUUCCGCUCGUGGGAAUGGAACUACGGAAAAUCGCCUAUGUUCUCGAUAACUCGCGAAUUGGACCUCGUCGCGCGUGAUAGCAAAGUCCAUCGUUUUAAUCUAACGCUAGAAAUACAAAAUGGAGUUGUCGAGGAAAUAAAAAUGAGACUGCCGGCUGGCCUGGUGUCGAACAAUUUCAGUCAGGACGCGAGCGUGAUAAGUAAUCUACGGGGAACGAGAUACGACCACGAAAUAACGGAGAGCAUAAUAACUGCCAUCGGCUGCAAGACUGUUACAUUAAGUACGAGCCAGAACGUAGAUAAGAGUAAUAUGAUUGCUACGCAAUGACCCGACGAACAAUCAUAAUGAUUGUGCUUAAAUUGUUGUGUGCUAAACCAAGUUGCCGCAUAACAAGCUGUGAGAGCAGUACAGACUUUUUUUUAUCAUAAUACGAUAUUAUUAAAAAGACUUAAUAAUACUCAUUGUUAUGUACGUAUAUAUACAUAUGCAUGUAAUAUAUUGUAAUAUAAAUUACAAUAAGUACGUAUAUCCUUUGUUGUAUGUACCGAGAUUUCAUACUGUUGUUAAUAUAAACCUUAUAAAUUGUAUCUGUUAAUAAAUGUUGUUAUUAAUUAAUUGAGUAAAAUUCA